AUGCAGAGAUUUUGGGUUAGUCUAGGAGUAGUCCGAGGACUUUUUGGCAGCAGUGAUCCAAACCCAGAUAGUGCAAAGUACAUAUCGAGUUCAUCUUUAGAAGCUUUUUUGACCCAACGUUCUCAUGAAAGCUACAUCGAGAUCUUAUCCGACGCGCCAUAUUUGCAUAACUGGUACGUCACCCGAGGCGACGGCUCGAUGUUGCCGGAAAUACUGUACAAUAAAUUCCGAGUCGGGUCCCAGUUUUUCGUGCUGGCGAAACAACAUGCUUUUCUUGUGUUGAAAGAAAGGAAAUUUUGGAGGAAGUUUAAGCUUCCUUGUUUAGAUUUAGAUUCGUGUUACCCUGAAGAACAUUAUUUCCCUACGUUGUUAUCAAUGGAGGAUCCCACAGGGAGCAGCCAUUACACGUUAACUAGAGUUAACUGGACUGACAGUGUUGAUGGCCAUCCACAUACAUACAAUUCGUCGGAGAUCUCGCCGGAGCUUGUACAUACGUUGAGGAAAUCGAAUUCGAGUUCGAAUUACUCGUAUUACUUCGCUCAGAAGUUCUCGCCCGAUUGCUUGAAGCCGUUGAUGGAAAUCGCCAACGAUAUUUUCAGGGAUUGAACUGGAUUUGCAGGUCAGGUUGAAGAAGAUGGAAGGCCUUGGACUUUGAGAAACGAUGGUGCUGGUCUUUGUCUUCUGUUCUGUUGUGU
Molecule: messenger RNA, 695 nt
Organism: Hibiscus syriacus
Lineage: Eukaryota; Viridiplantae; Streptophyta; Magnoliopsida; Malvales; Malvaceae
Exons: 4
Coding region: 1-606 (201 amino acids)
Cellular component (GO): membrane
Molecular function (GO): glycosyltransferase activity
Source: RefSeq, a predicted model, not a curated record